GGUUGGUGACACAUUUUAUUUUUGAUAUUUUCUUGUUUGGUUUUUCUUCUUCUUUCCCAAUGGUGAUAAUACUUUAUCAGCCUUUGUACAUCACUUCUACUUUCUUGAUUUUUCUUUCUUUGAUUCUUGUUGUACCAGUUUUAUCUGUUGAUCCUUUUACACAAGCACUCUUGAGCUUAAAAUCUGAUAUUCUUGAUAAUUCCAACAGUCUAAGUGAUUGGAUUUUGCCUUCUAAUUCUACUACUGAUAGUAGAAUUCAUGCAUGUUCUUGGUCUGGUGUGAAGUGUAAUGGAAAUUCAUCUUUGAUCAUUGGUUUGGAUAUUUCAGUUAAAAAUCUUGGUGGAGUUUUUUCAGAUAAUCAGUUUAGUGUUUUUAGUGAUCUUGUUGAUCUAAAUUUGAGUCACAACUCAUUUUCUGAGAAACUACCUGUUGGGAUUUUCAAGUUGACUAAUUUAAAAAGCUUGGAUAUUAGCAGGAACAAUUUUUCUGGUCAUUUCCCAAGUGGGAUAUCAAAUCUUGAUUCUCUUGUGAUUCUUGAUGCUUUUAGUAACAGCUUUUCAGGUCCUUUGCCUAAAGAUGCUUCAGAAAUUGAGUCACUCAAGGUACUGAAUUUUGCAGGGAGUUAUUUUAGUGGACCAAUCCCUUCUGAGUAUGGCUCAUUCAAGAAUCUUGAUUUCAUUCACUUAGCUGGAAAUUCACUAAGUGGUAAAAUUCCACCAGAAUUGGGGAUGUUGAAAACAGUUACUCAUAUGGAGAUUGGUUAUAACUCAUAUGAAGGAAGCAUUCCUUGGGAAUUUGGGAAUAUGAGUAAACUUCAGUAUCUUGAUAUUGCUAGCGCAAACUUAUCUGGUUCGAUACCGAAAGAGCUCAGUAAUGUCACAAAUCUUGAAUCACUUUUCUUGUUCAGAAACCAACUUAGUGGUAAAAUUCCAUGGGAGUUUGGAAAACUCAUAUCAUUAUCAAGUUUGGAUCUUUCUGAUAAUUUGCUUUCAGGUCCAGUCCCUGAGAGUUUCUCAGAGUUGAAAAAUAUAAAACUUCUUAGUCUUAUGUACAAUGACUUAAGAGGAACUGUUCCUGAAGGAAUUGCUAAGCUUCCACUUCUUGAUUCACUUAAUAUAUGGGACAAUUUUUUUUCAGGUUCACUGCCAAAAGACUUAGGCAAAUAUUCAAAGCUGAAAUAUUUAGAUGUUUCAACAAACUAUCUUGUUGGUAGCAUUCCACCAAGUAUAUGUUCAAAUGGGGUGUUAGAAAGGUUGAUUCUUUUUUCUAAUAAUUUCACUGGUGGACUUUCUCCAUCACUUUCCAAUUGUUCCUCUCUUGUUCGAAUCCGUAUAGAAGACAAUUCAUUCUCAGGUGAUAUCUCUUUGAACUUUAGCAAUUUCCCUGAUUUGUCAUAUGUUGAUAUGUCUAGAAAUAAGUUCAGUGGAGGGAUUCCUAGUAAUAUCGCCUUAGCUUCCAAGCUUCAAUACUUCAAUGUGUCUGAUAAUCCAAAUCUUGGAGGCAUAAUCUCGGAAAAGACAUUGUCUUUGUACUCAUUACAGAAUUUCUCAGCUACCAAUUGUAGCAUUUCAGGAGAUUUUCCUCCUUUUGGAUCCUGCAAAUCCUUACUGGUUCUUGAAUUGAGUAUGAACAAUGUUUCCGGGAUUAUCCCACAAAGUAUAAGCAAUUGCCAAAAUCUUGUGAGCUUAGACUUGGCCAACAAUAACUUAACUGGUCAAAUACCUGUUGAACUUGCUGCCCUUCCUGUUAUUAGUGUUGUAGACUUGUCACACAAUAGUUUUAGCGGUUCAAUUCCGGCCAAGUUUGGAAGCUCUUCCAGCUUACAACUUCUCAAUGUGUCCUUCAACGAUCUCUCAGGUUGGAUUCCUUUUAAGACGGUGGAUAGUAGCGCCUUUUUGGGUAAUCCUAAGCUUUGUGGGACCCUCUGGGAGCCUUGUCGUGGACCGAACAUACUAGAGUCAGGAAGCAGAAGGACACAAAAGCUGGCUUGGGUUCUUAUAACCUGUGGCAUCAUAGUAUUGGCUAUUACAGCUGCAGUUUUUGGUGUAUUUUACUUCAGAAGAAGAGGUAAAGGGCAGUGGAAAAUGGUUUCUUUCAGUGGACUUCCUCAGUUUACAGCGAAUGAUGUUUUGAGGAGCUUCAAUUCUAUCGAAGAAGCCACAGAGAUGGUGCCGCCUUUAGGAGGUUCUGAUUGUUGCAAAGCUGUUUUGCCAACGGGAAUUACCGUCUUGGUGAAGAAGAUUGAAUGGAGACCCGAGAGAAUGAAUGUUAUGUUGGACUUGAUAUCGAGGAUGGGCAAUGCAAGGCACAAGAAUUUGACCAGAUUGUUGGGAUUUUGCUACAACAAACGUAUGGCUUACCUGUUGUGUGACUACUUGCCUAAUGGAAAUUUGGCAGAAAGGAUCAGGACGAAGAGAGAUUGGGCGACCAAGUAUAAAAUCAUCUUGGCAAUUGCUAGGGGACUGUGUUUCCUCCAUCAUGAUUGCGACCCCGCGAUUCCUCAUGGGGAUUUGAAGGCAAAUAACAUUGUGUUUGAUGAAAACAUGGAACCUCAUUUGACCGAAUUCGGGGUUAAAUUCUUGAUUCAAUUAAAUAAUGGACCAUCGGUAGCAAGAGUUGGAAAUGAAGCAGGUGAAAUCGAACGAGCUAUAAAGGCAGAACUUCACAGGGACAUAUACAACUUUGGUGAGGUCAUUCUUGAAAUCUUGACAAACGGAAAGCUGUCAAAUGCAGCGACAAGCUUACAGAACACCUCGAAGGAGGUUCUUUUGAGAGAGAUUUUGGAUGAGAAUGAUGUUGCUCCAUCGAUCUCGGUCCGAGAGGAAAUAAAACUGGUUCUUGAAGUUGCUUCACUUUGCACCAGAGCUAGACCCUCGGAUAGGCCAUCAAUGGAAGAAGCAUUAAAACUUGCAUCUGGUUUGAAGAAACAAGGCUAAUAAUGUUCUUGAACUAGAGUAUGCCAAUAUUUAGACAUGAUUAGAUAAUUAUGAAGCAUAAAUAUAUUGUAAAGUAUCUUUGUUUAUUUCAGUUGAUUUGUGUUAAGAAGUUGAUGUGUUUUUUUGUCAGGAAUAGAGUGUUUUGAUGUAAAGGAAUAUGUAAGUAUGUUCUGUCCGCAGCAAUAUUAAGUCUGCUAUAUU
Molecule: messenger RNA, 3137 nt
Organism: Lycium ferocissimum
Lineage: Eukaryota; Viridiplantae; Streptophyta; Magnoliopsida; Solanales; Solanaceae
Product: leucine-rich repeat receptor-like protein kinase TDR
Exons: 3
Coding region: 60-2936 (958 amino acids)
Biological process (GO): protein phosphorylation
Molecular function (GO): protein kinase activity; ATP binding; protein binding
Source: RefSeq, a predicted model, not a curated record